AUGUCACGUGACAUAUGCAAGGACAGGAAGCUAUGUGCGGGACAUUGGCAAGCGCAUGACGAGCUUGUUGGCGAGGUUGGGCGGUGUAGAGGAGGUGGGGGUUGAGUCGGGCAACUCGACUUUGACCGACAAGGCAGAGAGAGCCAUCAUCGUCAGUUCGUGGGUCAAGUCAUUUGGUGACUCGACAAGAUCAAGAAACACCCUCGCCUGUUCUUCCUUUAUCUUCUCGUCUCCGAUGGCCUACCUCACCCCGUUUGGUGCAAGGGCGAUGGCUACUUUGCGCGCUGCUGCGCGAGCUGGGGAUGACGAUGAGGGUGUGGCCAUGGCCUUUGGCGACGGCAUCGAUGAUGAGGAGGAGGAGGAGGAAGAUGUCGUUAUUGCUCGACAGGGGCAUUCUCUUGGACAGAGCGGAGACGGGCUGGACGGACUGGAUGGCUUUGCCGUCGAUGCAGGGAGGCAUGGCUCGCGGCUGGACGUCGCCCAUCACUCCUCGGUCCUCCCGCGUCUGAACUCGAUCGACGAGGCCAACGAGUGGAUCCACUCGCUGGCAAGCUCGUCGCGCAUUGCUGCCUGGCGCCGUGGCGAGCUGCUCGACGCUAUGUAUGAAGACAUGCUGCUCGAUGGCAUCCUGCCCAACGAGGAGACCUACCACACUCUCAUGUCGCUCUCGAUGAAGCAGGAACGGCUCGAUCGCGUCCAGUUCUACUUUGACGCCAUGCGGACGGCCGGCUAUGCCCACAACGUUGUCGUCCACAACGUGCUUCUCACUGCGCUCGCCACCGCUGGCCGCGCUGACGACGCCUUUGCCCAUGCCCAACGCAUGCGCGCCACCGGCAUCGAACCCAACCGCCGCUCGUACGCCAUCCUCCUCGUCGCCUGCGGCAUCGCCGCCCAGCUUGACCGCGCCGUUGCCCUCUUUGACUCGCUCAUCGACGCCGGCGUCGAGCCGCACCACCACCUCUACGCUGCGCUCAUCAACGCGAGCAAGUCGUGCGGCGACCUUGACCGCGCCGUCGCUCUACUCCGCGAGGCCCAGUCGGCGCCUGGCGUCACCGACCCGCUCAUCGUCCACAAUGCCGCCAUCUCAGCCGCCGUUGAGCUCGGCGCCCUCGACACUGCCUUUGACCUCUACGCCGACCUCGAGCGCGACGGCCUCGCCCCCAAUUCUGCCACCUACCUCUUCCUCCUCAAGGGUGCGUGUUUGCACAAGGACGUCCCUCGCCUCACAGCGCUCUACGCUGCCAUGUGUGCUGCAGGGUCACCUCCAUCACGCAACGGCUACGACUAUCUGCUGCGCGGCCUCGCCGAGCCGACCGCCCCGGCCGGUGCCCUCCUCGACGCCCUACGUGACAUGGUCGGCUCGGGCUCGGCGCCCAUGCUCAAGACCCUCAUGGCCCUCUUCCACAAGAUUGGAUCGAGCCCGCGCGCCCGCCACGAUGACAUGCUCCGCUUUGGCGGGCAGUCGUCGACGCCGACCUUCGCCUCUCACAACUACGCCAAGCGCCACAAGCUCCGCGAGCUCAAGGACGGCGUCGCCGCCCGCGCCGCACGGGUUAACGCCGCCCAGCUGAAGCACUAA
Messenger RNA from Thecamonas trahens ATCC 50062, 1579 nucleotides. RefSeq lists its product as uncharacterized. The coding region runs from base 56 to 1579 and encodes 507 amino acids. Lineage: Eukaryota; Apusomonadida; Apusomonadidae. Gene Ontology annotation, molecular function: protein binding. The record is from RefSeq and is a predicted model, not a curated record. The transcript has 2 exons.